CUCCUUCUCAGCCUGCCUCUGUCUCUUCCAAGAAGCACAAACCGGCACAAUCUAUCUAUCCCAUCCUUCCCAACUCUCAAGGAAAGGAUACCUUGGACUGCGAGUGCCGUCCUUUUUUGAGUGUACCACAUAGUACAAGGAGGAUGUCGGUGGCUGUCAUGCAAAGCUCAUCGACUACCUUCCUCCUGAGGCGGUCUCGCAGCUUGUUGAGCCAGGAAAGCCUCGAGAUCUGCACCGAGAACCUCGGCUCCGAGACGGGCUCCGAAUACUUCUCCUUCAUGGAUGACCUCGACUACUGCGGUCCACUCCAGGGCUUCGACGUUGAGAAGGAAGAAGAGAAGAAAGAUAGCGAAGAGAAGCACUUCGUUGUACCGGAAGCUGGAGCCGAGGCGAGCGGAGUGCGGCGGCACCAGGCGAAGGAGCUGAAGUCGGUCAACUACCACUGCUCCAUUGGCAGGCGGUCGCCACUGAAGUCGUUCCCCCCGCCGCUCCCGUCGAUCUCUCGACGCAAUGGGCCGUGCCUCCACAUGCGGCCUCACCGCCGCGAUGGGCAUCUCGUCGUCGAGGCCGUCCUCGUUCCUUGUCAGAACUACCUUCACGCCCAGCGCGUGGACGGCCGCCUCCUGCUCUCCUUCAUCGAUGCCACGUCCGAAGACGAGCCGGGUUAUGAGUCCGAGACCUUACAAUCACGCGAACAACAAGAUGUUGAUGCUAAAGACGAUGAAGUAACCGAUAUAACGCAAUUGGAGGUAGAAUCAGAAGAAAAGAACUGCCGUGAAGAAGAGGAAGAAGAAGAGGAAGUGGAAGUGGUAGACAGGGGCACUGUAGUCGAGGUGAAGGUGAGCAGGCAGCCCCAGCAACAGAGUGGCGCCACCAAAGUGCACCGGUCUUCGCUCGUCAUCAACAAGUUCGUCGGCGGCACGCCGCUGUCGGACGACGACAGCACAAGCAAUCAGAACAAGCACAACCGCCGUGCCGCAUCAGCUCCGUCAGCCACGCGGGCAUCACCGACGGCCACCACAGCGGCGGCGGCGUCCACGCUCAGUGCAGCCACGGCAGGCUACAACGAGCACGGCCACGGCGGGCCAUGGGAACACCACUCGCCGCAGGAAAACAAGUUCCUAUUCACUUCCAAGCGGCGGAGCCGCCAGGAGCUGCUGCACAACAUGAGGAGGUGCAGCCAGCUACGGAGGCCGCUGUUCAUAUGGGAGCCCUGUUGCAUUGUCACUUCCUCUUAAGACCACUCGUUAGCAUUCCUAACCAUGUCCAAACCUUCACCGUGUGGUUUGAUCUAUCUCCCCUGUAUCGCAGUCAAUCUUCUUUUCUUCCCACCAAUGAUUAAGUUGGACACUACAAUAGAUGAUUGGGGUGUUGUUGA
Musa acuminata AAA Group (dessert banana) is the source of this 1378-nucleotide messenger RNA. Its product is annotated as protein FAF-like, chloroplastic. NCBI's taxonomy places the organism in Eukaryota, Viridiplantae, Streptophyta, Magnoliopsida, Zingiberales, Musaceae. The record is from RefSeq and is a predicted model, not a curated record. The transcript has 2 exons. The coding region runs from base 144 to 1238 and encodes 364 amino acids.